Panicum virgatum (switchgrass) is the source of this 2425-nucleotide messenger RNA. RefSeq names its product sterol 3-beta-glucosyltransferase UGT80A2-like. The transcript has 14 exons. The record is from RefSeq and is a predicted model, not a curated record. Gene Ontology annotation, molecular function: UDP-glycosyltransferase activity; hexosyltransferase activity. Gene Ontology annotation, biological process: carbohydrate metabolic process. Bases 253 to 2070 code for a protein of 605 amino acids. NCBI's taxonomy places the organism in Eukaryota, Viridiplantae, Streptophyta, Magnoliopsida, Poales, Poaceae.
GCUGAGCUGCAGGCAUCGCAUCGGCCGCUUUGCUUCGCUCUCUCCUCUCCCCGCUCCGCUUUCCGCCGCGGCGCACGGCCCGCGAAUUCCAAUUCCGGCCGCACAAGCCAGGGAGGGAGCCAAAGCCCAAGCCAAGCAUAUUCACCCGCCGAGCGCGUGGAUCUGGCGGCGCGCAGCCGCAGCAGCAGAGGCGGCGGCUCGCGAGAAGGAGCCUCCUCCGCCGGUCGGUCGGUGGGGGCGGGUCGUCUAUAAAUGGCGACCGAGGGGAGCGGCAGCGGCGUCGCGGGAGCGGCAGGAGGGGAGGCGCCGGCGCCCUCUGCUUCCAACGGGGACCGCACGAGGAGCGGCCCCCCGGCCGCGGGGUCAUCCUCCGCAGUAGAUGACAGAGGCCUCCAUAGAGCAAGUACCAUGCCAGGGGUGAUUAAGAAUGAUGAAAUAACCAAUGAAACUGCAGGCCCAUCAAAUUUGGAAAGGUCCAGAACUGAGCGUCGCCGGCAAAGCAAUCCAGCUGAUGAUCCUGCUAAACAGUUAUUUGAUGAAAGGAUUCCAAUAAAAAAGAAGCUCAAAAUGCUAAAUCGGAUUGCUACAGUAAAAGAUGAUGGAACUGUGGUUGUUGAUGUACCAAGUGGUUUGGAACCAGCUGCAGCUGGUGGGACAGAGGAUGGUUAUACUGAAGUUGCUGUUGACGAAUCAUUGGAUGGAACAGACAUACCAUACAGGCCUCCUAUGCAAAUUGUUAUACUUAUUGUGGGUACACGAGGAGAUGUGCAACCAUUUGUUGCUAUAGGAAAACGCUUACAGGAUUAUGGGCACCGUGUGCGAUUGGCAACUCAUGCCAACUUUAAGGAGUUUGUACUAACAGCUGGCCUGGAGUUUUACCCGCUUGGUGGAGAUCCCAAAGUACUUGCUGAAUACAUGGUGAAGAAUAAAGGAUUCCUACCUUCGGGACCAUCAGAAAUUGCUAUUCAAAGAAAACAGAUUAAAGAAAUAAUAUUUUCUUUGCUGCCCGCAUGCAAGGAUCCUGAUCCUGACACUGGCAUUCCUUUCAAAGUAGAUGCAAUUAUUGCGAACCCACCUGCUUAUGGACAUACGCAUGUGGCAGAAGCACUAAAAGUACCAAUUCAUAUAUUCUUUACCAUGCCAUGGACGCCAACUAGUGAAUUUCCUCAUCCUCUUUCUCGUGUCAAGCAAUCUGCCGGAUAUCGACUUUCAUAUCAAAUUGUGGACUCAAUGAUUUGGCUUGGAAUAAGAGAUAUGAUAAAUGAAUUUAGAAAGAAAAAGUUGAAGCUGCGCCCUGUAACAUACCUAAGUGGUGCACAGGGUUCUGGCAAUGACAUUCCUCAUGGAUACAUUUGGAGUCCUCAUCUAGUCCCCAAACCAAAAGAUUGGGGCCCCAAGAUUGAUGUUGUUGGAUUUUGCUUCCUUGAUCUGGCUUCCAAUUAUGUGCCUCCUGAACCACUUGUGAAAUGGCUUGAAGCUGGUGACAAGCCCAUAUAUGUUGGUUUUGGUAGCCUUCCAGUUCAAGAGCCACAAAAGAUGACUGAAAUUAUUGUCAAAGCACUGGAAAUUACUGGACAGAGAGGUAUCAUUAACAAAGGCUGGGGUGGCCUUGGGACCUUGGCAGAACCAAAAGAUUUUGUAUAUCUACUGGACAACUGCCCUCACGACUGGCUUUUUCUGCAGUGUAAGGCAGUGGUGCAUCAUGGUGGUGCUGGAACUACAGCUGCUGGUCUUAAAGCGGCGUGUCCUACAACUAUUGUACCUUUCUUCGGUGACCAACCUUUCUGGGGCGAUCGGGUGCACGCAAGAGGGCUAGGGCCUCCACCAAUUCCAGUUGAUCAAUUUGGUUUGCAGAAAUUGGUUGAUGCUAUAAAGUUCAUGCUGGAACCAGCGGUGAAAGAGAAGGCUGUGGAGCUGGCUAAAGCCAUGGAAUCUGAAGACGGGGUGACAGGUGCUGUUAGGGCAUUCCUCAGACACCUGCCUUCAAAAACUGAGGAACAGAGUCCCCCACAAUCAUCAAGCUUCCUGGAGUUCCUAGGCCCAGUAAGUAAAUGUUUGGGCUGCUCAUAGUGCACUACACAUCGAUCAUGAUAUACAAUUCGUCGUUUGAGGAAGAGAGGGGUUAUUGUAUCUCAUGGAAUGUGCUCUUAUGUCAGUAUGUGCUUAAAAAAUGUUACGCCCAAUGUAAGAAGCCGGGCCCUCCCAGAGUGUGCGUUGUGCAGUUCUUUUCUUGUUUCCCCCUUUUUACCCCUCUAGGUAUUUGAUGUGUAAAGAGUGCUUGUCUGGUGUGGUUAGCAUGCGGCGUGCGUAAUUUUGAUCUGAAAGUUUGACGUGCGGCAAACGAGGAUCUCACAUCUGCAUGGCCAAUCCAUUUUGUAUAUGACAAACUGAAGAGGUUCUUUUAGUUCAAUUGCUUGUAGCAACA